GUUUGGAAACAAAACAAGGCAAGACAAUCCAACGGCAGGGAAGAAGAACAAGAAUGGCUGAUGCUUCUCAGAACGAGCCAGUACGGGUGUCCAGGCCUACUGCAAAGGAGGUGACCACAAGAAAGGACUCCCUUGAAGUACUAAGAAAGAAGUUCCACCCCAAGGAAGAUGAGAACGCGUUGAAGAUUGACGCGCGCACCGUGGCCGCUAUCCUCGUGACGUGCUUGCUCCUCUUGCUGCUCGUCGGCUACGUUAUUGCGGGAGGCAAGCCGGUGGAGCGUACAAAAGAGGCUUGUCGACGCCACUUUCAGGGGGCGCGGCUACCGUGGCGGUUGCCGGACGAGCUGGAGAGGAAGAAAGCAGCAUGGACUACAGCCAGAUCCCCUUGACACGAGCGCCACAGUUCCCGCUAAUGAAGUAUAAGCCCCAUGCCAGCGAACUUGCGAGCGACAGCGAGAAGCGAAGCGACGGAGAUGGAUGUCGCGUUCGCUCGUCGCCUUCAAGUCGCACCGCAAGCGAGCGACGACUUCAAGCGACGUCUCCCCGGCGUUGCUGGAUUUUACCGCUGUUGUCGACGAUACCGCGCCCCCUUACAGGACAGAAGCCAGUGAGUCCGAUGACACCAACUACGCCAGCACAAGUACAGAGCGAGAAGAAAUCUUCGGGGACAGUGCAGCUAUAUGAACAGUCCUUUU
Molecule: messenger RNA, 695 nt
Organism: Dermacentor albipictus
Lineage: Eukaryota; Metazoa; Arthropoda; Arachnida; Ixodida; Ixodidae
Source: RefSeq, a predicted model, not a curated record